Messenger RNA from Aspergillus piperis CBS 112811, 552 nucleotides. Its product is annotated as Zn(II)2Cys6 transcription factor domain-containing protein. The transcript has 3 exons. Gene Ontology annotation, molecular function: zinc ion binding; DNA-binding transcription factor activity, RNA polymerase II-specific. The coding region runs from base 70 to 423 and encodes 117 amino acids. The record is from RefSeq and is a predicted model, not a curated record. Lineage: Eukaryota; Fungi; Ascomycota; Eurotiomycetes; Eurotiales; Aspergillaceae. Gene Ontology annotation, biological process: regulation of DNA-templated transcription.
GCCCCCGGCCCGGAAUUGGCACUUCCACUACUUUAUCUAAGCAGCGUCCCCGAAAUCACAGUCGCUAACAUGUCGUCGUCCCACCGAGAAAAUGGAGCCGAACAAGAACAGGGCAGAGCUGCGCUGGUCUGUCUGACCUGCAAGUCAGGCAAGCGACAGUGCGAUAAGCGACUUCCAAUCUGUUCUCGAUGCAGAAAACUAGACAAGCCAUGCGAAUACCCAACGGCCUCGCAACCGGGACCUGUUGCUCAGCCGAUCCAAUCAGGGUCAUUCAUGGAGAGGCUCUGGCCUGAUGCAUGUUUCCGGUGUAAGGUGCAUAAACGUGGAUGUGACCGCAUCAUUCCAAAGUGCUCCCGCUGUCUGAGGAUCCAGCUGUACAUACCGAGCGACGAACCCGCGGCCCACGGUCGUUGUCCCUGGUGAUACUGAAGCAGGCACCUAUAGAGCCCAACUAAGGAUGGAUUCCGCUCCAUUGGCACAGACAGAACUAGGAGUGGCGUUCGAACCUCCUGUGAGGUGUCGCUCCUAUAUGUUGCACUUAAUACAAUUCUG